Nilaparvata lugens (brown planthopper) is the source of this 923-nucleotide messenger RNA. RefSeq lists its product as uncharacterized. The record is from RefSeq and is a predicted model, not a curated record. The transcript is spliced from 6 exons. Lineage: Eukaryota; Metazoa; Arthropoda; Insecta; Hemiptera; Delphacidae. The coding region runs from base 126 to 554 and encodes 142 amino acids.
GUAUCGGAACGUCCUUAACGACACUACAACAACAACUGAACCAAGCGCCAACGCUAAUAAACACAAAGGAGGUUUUACGUAUUGAUUUAUUCUCCAGUAUUUUUAGUUAUAAUAUCGCUAGAAUCAUGGAAUCUAUUAUGGAACCUGAGCCAUCGAGGGUCUCUGAUGAAGUGCCAGUACCAGUAGAGGUAUCAGACAUCAAAGACAUGAUUGAUACAGAAGACAGGCUUGGCGAGCUGAAACUUCUCAAAGAAGAACAGGUGGAUCUUGAGCCAUCAAAGGUCUCUGAUGAAGGGCCAGCAGAGAUAUCAGACAUCAAAGACUUGACGGAUUCAGUCGACAGCAUGUACAGGCAUAGCGAGCUGAAACUUCUCAAAGAAGAACAGGUAUCAGCCACCCCUGUACAAGUGGAGCAAUCAAUCUCAAACGAAGGAGUCAACUUGAUGGAAAAUGAAUGCAAAGACAAGGAACGACCAUCUAACAAAGGUAUCAGCCACCCCUGUACAAGUGGAGCAAUCAAUCUCAAACGAAGGAGUCAACUUGAUGGAAAAUGAAUGCAAAGACAAGGAACGACAAUCUAACAAAGAGAUAACUCUACCCACUGCCUAUGUCAAACUGUAUCGCAUUGGAGUGCUGGAUAGAAUUGCCAGAACCUUUCACCAAAAGCAGCGCUCUGAUGACGAUUAUCAAGAUGUUGAUAAUGAUUAUGUAAGUGUUUUUCCAAAUAAUUAUAGAUAUAGAUAAUAUAUCUAUGAUAUAUUUUGAUGUUCACUUACAUUGGGAGGAAUUGAUGGAUUUCCAGUCUGAGCCAGUCUGGCUGGGUUAUUUUGGAAACCAAAAUCCUACCAUAAAGAAUGAAUUAUCCAAAGUGGGUACCAUACUGAAAAUUUAAUCGCGAAAAAUUUAUAAUAAACUAGCAAGAA